Messenger RNA from Capsella rubella, 2513 nucleotides. RefSeq lists its product as uncharacterized. The record is from RefSeq and is a predicted model, not a curated record. The transcript has 6 exons. The coding region runs from base 468 to 2348 and encodes 626 amino acids. NCBI's taxonomy places the organism in Eukaryota, Viridiplantae, Streptophyta, Magnoliopsida, Brassicales, Brassicaceae.
AAACGAUUAUAAUGCCCAAAUAGUUGUAAAUACAGAGUAAUGAGUACGCUACAGUUUCCAGAAAAUUAAAAAUUAAAAAAAGAAAGGGAAAAUAGAAAAAAGAAAAGAAAAGGGUAGAGAGCUAUAGAAAAUGGGUGAUGCGAUGAUGUUGGGAUUUGUUUAUAAGCAAAAGAGACGACGACGAGAGAGAACAAGGAAGAGGAGGGUGUGACACCUAUCAACUCUGAUAUAUCUAUCCUCAACAUAUAUGUUGCUCCAGAGAUCUGUCACAUGUGUCUGAUCUAUUUUAUUUGGAUUGAAUAGACACAGAGAUACUCUGUCUUAUUUUCAAGGAUUUGGUAGGUAAUUGGCUUUACUGUGACUAGGCUGGAGAAGGGGAUUUUGGAUAAGUUUUUAUAGAGAAACUGGGGAGGCUGUAGAAGAUCUCACAGGUAUCCUGUAAGUGAUAAGGUCCUUUGAGCAUUGGCAUGGGUCUGCCACACACUACUUCAAACGAGCAAGCAAAUGAAUGGUUGUCUGCUUCAAGUUGCAGCCUUUCUCAAAGUCUUCCUGUAAAUGCCACUUCAGGUGAUUUGGAUGGUAAUAUAAGAGGGAAUGAAGGAAACCUCUGCUUCUCUACUGGAGAAUCUGAUAGGAAAACCACAUUGGAAUCUUUGGAGUUCAGAGAUGACUUAUGGAGAUUUCAUGACGCUCCGGCUGUUACAUCAUUAUCUGAUCACGAACCGGCUUAUGCCAUGGACAAGGUUAACUUGAGUCGAACUGAAGUUAGAAGGAUAGUUGGUUUUCAAUCAAAUGAAUCUAGCUCACUGAGUAAUGAAUACACAAGUAUCACUGGUAAUCGCACUGGUGGAUCUAAUGAAGUAGAUAUUACCGGUGGAUCGUUAGUCAGGAAAAGGGUAAGCUCUCCUCUGAAUAAGCUUUUCCCUGAGAAAUUUAGAGGUGAGUCGCUUGAUAUCAGCCGUGGCAACCAACAGGUUACUUCUUCUGGUCUUCAUAAUGGAUUUCACAUUCCUAUUGCACAAGAUCAUAAAAAGGCCAAUAUCUCUGGGACAUUAUCUUUCUUUACCACUUCUACCUGCUCUGAAUGGGGGAGUGACUCGUCACACAGGGGUAAAAUUUCGUCUUCCGUUUUCACUGAUGGUCCAUUGCUCGACUCCAAUGAUCUGCAGCCCACAAAAGAUAUACCUUGCUUAUAUUCACCAGUACAUAAAAUAUCUCAAGUACCCGCUAAGCCAUUACCUUGCCAUAAGAGUAUAUCUGUCUCUCCGCCACUUUCUCUGUCACCUCUUGGGCCAAGAUUUUCCGAGAGAAUGAAAGCUCUACAAGGGGGCCUAAAUGGGAAGAUUUUCGAAGAUGGUGUUUAUUUAAGGAAUACUGGUGAAGAAGCAGAACUCAGGACUGGUUGUAGAUCAUUUGAUGAUACUAAUGGUAUCCAGAGAGCCUUUUCAAUGGAUAGAGCAAUUGAAUCAGUUCCUACAUCUCCAUGUAAAAGGUUUAGUAGAAGUCUGAGUGGGCGUCCCAUUCAAAGGUCAUUGGUUGGUUCGUUUGAAGAAUCCCUCUUUUCAGGAAGAUUGUCUGGGCAAACUAAUCAGAUCGACGGUUUUCUCGCCAUUCUUAGUAUUGCUGGUGGAAACAUUUCUCCAAAAUCACAAAAGCUUCCAUUCUCAGUAACAAGUGUUGGUGAUGAUUGCUUCUUACUAUAUUAUUCCUCCAUAGAUCUUUCUGGAGGAUCAUUGCCAAACAAAUUAUGGGGUCAGAAAUUGAAAACCAACCAAAACACUUCUGAUGCUCAGACCAUUAAUAAACGGCUGCGGAUCCCUAUGAAGGGUCGGAUUCAAUUGGUUCUGAGUAACCCUGAAAAGACACCUCUUCACACGUUCCUCUGUAACUAUGAUUUAACUGAUAUGCCACACGGCACAAAGACCUUCCUGCGCCAAAAGGUCACUCUGGCCUCCUCUGUCCCGACCAAAGCCAAAAACUCCAUAGAUGGAGACCAAACUAUUGCAAAUAAAGGUAGUGAAGGAUCUAAUCCAGUGGAUGAAUUUCAUUCACCGAAUGAGUGUAGGAACAAGAACUGUCGUGAGACGUACAGAGAAACAGGACAACGCUGUUCAAAGUCUGGAGUGUUACGUUACGCACUUCAUCUGAAAUUUAUUUGCCCUUCACGCAAGAAAGCUUCAAAAUCAGGUCAGAAGAAGAGCUUGGUUGCAGCAGAUGAGAGAGAGAGGAGAUUCUAUUUGUAUAACGACAUGAGAGUUGUGUUUCCUCAACGCCACACGGAUUCUGAUGAAGGAAAGUUAAAUGUGGAGUAUCAUUACCCAGAAAAUCCAAGAUACUUCGACGUGUAAUUCAAUGCUUCUUUUUUUUUUGGUCGGCAAUUCAAUGCUUCUAAUUUUAAUUUUUUGUUAGAAGAAAAUAAGUUGUAGAUAGCCAUAUUUCAGAAAUUUGCUGACCCACUUUGUAUAUAACCCAAAGUCGGUUUAUAAAAACAAACCCACUUUGUUUUUGAUAAA